This is a messenger RNA of Xiphias gladius (swordfish), 1226 nucleotides long. RefSeq names its product monocyte to macrophage differentiation factor 2-like. Gene Ontology annotation, molecular function: pore-forming activity. Bases 1 to 708 code for a protein of 235 amino acids. Lineage: Eukaryota; Metazoa; Chordata; Actinopteri; Istiophoriformes; Xiphiidae. Gene Ontology annotation, cellular component: membrane. The record is from RefSeq and is a predicted model, not a curated record. The transcript has 7 exons.
AUGAAUCUUGUAAGGUUUAUGAACAACCGCGUUCCUCCUAACAAGAGAUACCAGCCCACAGAAUAUGAGCAUGCUGCCAACUGUGCCACGCAUGCGUUAUGGAUAAUCCCCAGCCUGCUGGGCAGCUCAGUGUUGCACUUCCAGUCGGAGGACCAAUGGGAGCGGUUGUCGGCCUGGGUGUACGGGGCGGGGCUCAGCUCGCUCUUCAUCAUCUCCACCCUGUUCCACACUGUGGCCUGGAAGAAGAGCCACUUACGGUCUGUGGAGCACUGUUUCCACAUGUGUGACAGGAUGGUGAUCUAUUUCUUCAUUGCUGCCUCCUAUGCCCCUUGGCUGAACCUGCGGGAACUGGGACCCUGGGCGUGCCACAUGCGCUGGUUGGUGUGGGUCAUGGCCUCUUUUGGUACUACCUACGUCUUCUUCUUCCACGAGAGGUAUAAGAUCAUGGAGUUGAUCUGCUACACAGUGAUGGGAGUUUUUCCUGCCCUGGUCAUCCUCUCAAUGCCGGAGCAGUCGGGGCUAUGUGAGCUACUGGCGGGCGGAGUCUGCUACUGCCUGGGGAUGGUCUUCUUCAAAAGUGAUGGCAUCGUCCCGUUCGCUCACGCCAUUUGGCACCUGUUUGUAGCCAUGGGAGCAGCCAUACACUACUACGCCAUCUGGAAAUACCUCUAUGCCCAGCCACCCAAUCAGGUCCAGACCUCCAGAUGACAUCAGCGCUGACCUCACGGGGAGUAGCUCCUGUGUUUGAGCGACUUCAGUGAGAUGACGUGAGCUGUGUUCAAAUUCAGGGGCUGCCUCAUUUGUAGGCUAGUUAGGCGACCAUGUACCUCCUCCCCAAAUGAUACAGUCUAACCUCACUUAGACCAAAACUAAUGCUGUACUCAAGUGGUCCUCGUCAACUCAUAAAAUAUUUCAGUGUCUAUCACCAAGAAAUUGCCCUCAAAUGACAAACCAGAGAAAAACAGUGGUAAGACUUGGGCAUGUUUGGUGAGGUGAUACCUGAAUUCCACUUAUCACAUGGUGGACAGUUGGGCAACAGUGUACCGGGUUUCUGAUGAUUGAAAUACUGUAUAUCCGCAUCACUUCAGUUUAUCUGUAACAACCUCUGUUUACCACCAUUUCCAGACUGUUAACAAGAGCGCACAGUGACGGUUAUGCCUGGCAUCCACUGGUUCAUGGGCAUCGGUUUGGUUUCAGAAGGCCAUGAUGCAUUCCAUAGUAAACCA